AUGUCUAAUUCCUUAGUUAAUGCAUACAGUCAUUAUACUGUGCCGAGUGGUAGGAUGAGUGGCACUGCGCCUGGUACAGCCAUGCCGAAUUAUGGAUAUACCAAGAAUUCAUUGAUUGAUCCCAACAAAAGAAAAGCAUACUUACAAGUGGAAAGUUAUAUAUUCCCAGAUAUGAAGGCACUAUAUCAAUUAGAUUUGGCGUCUUACGUCGAUUUGACUUACGAUAAGAUUACGAUAUAUGGCUUUGAAAUUUAUCUUGUUGAGCAAUGGAUUUCUGAAAGGAAAUUAUCCUCAGUGAUUACUUCCUUCACAGGUAAUACACAGGAUACCAUAACUGCAAUACAAGUAUUACUACCGAAAAAUCCAAGUCUGUGGCCAGGAAAAUUUAAGCAGUAUCGUGAGGAUUUACUGAAAUUUUCACAACCAAAAUUGACUGAUUGGGGUCAAUUGUUCAUUACAAAUCUUUCAGCCUUCCCUUCAGGUUUAAAUAUUUUACACGUCGAAUGUGGUAAUAUGAAACUAAUUUGGGAAAAUUUUAAGAUAAAUUUUGAUCUGAAAAUGUUAAAUUGUACUGGUCGUUCCCUCUUAUUGUUGAAUGCACCUUCGAACUCGUCUAUUGAAAAAUUCUCACAGAUUUACAAGAUUCCAGCCCCAAAUGAGCCAAUUUCUCCAGUGAUACAAAUGAUAGAAUUGGUCCAAAUGUGUCUUCAUUACUUCAAUAGGUAUAAUGGUAAAAUUGAUGGUCUUUACUGUUCCCAUACUAAGGCGGCAAUCAAUUCGUGGUGGGAGGACUAUGGUAAAUUAUAUUUGGCAAUGGAAAGACCCAAAAAUGAAAUUUUAUUAGGACCCACUACCGUAGCAGCACUGUUGAGUCUGGUAUUGAGCUGUUUUUUUAAAUUGAUUUUAGAAGACUGUGUUAAUAAUGCAAAGGAUCCAUUCAAUGAUUAUGAGUUUUUUAGUGCUAUUUUCAAUUUUCAAAAAAAAUACGGUCUAAGAAGAGAUGAUAAAGCUAUUCAUCUCGAUCAUCGUACCGUGGCAAAAUUAUUUGAAGUUACUGUAAAAUUUUCCAGUAACGAUUUUUUUAAAUUCAAAAAGAUUUUCAAGUCAAAAUUACAAGAUUUACUCAAUAAGAAUAAAAAUCCCAUUCAUUUAGCAAACAAUUUACUUACCCAUGAUUUGGAUACCUUAGUUAGUAACAUCAAAGACAUAAAUGCUGGUUCUCUUUGGAAUGGUAAUACCAUCUCAAGAUCUAUCCUUAUCAAUGAGCAACUGAGUGACUUCCGUUUCUUUAAAUUCCAGAAAGGUAAUCCGAAUCUACAAUUGAAUGAACAGGAUGCGUUAAUCAAGUCUGGUAAAUGGAAAGGUUUUCUUGAUGACAUUACUUAUGAUUUGAAACUUCAAUCACUGGCAAAACAGUUUGAUCCAACAAUUUUUAUCGAAAAUAGACCUUUUGGGAACUUGGCCAGUAGUACUAGUAAUGAUAACAGGGAAAAUAACAAGGGUGGAGGAAUCUUAUCUCUUUCUAAUCAGAGCAGUUCUUCAAUGUUCGCCAACUACGACAAAAGUAAAUAUAGCAAUGCCGCUGACCUCAAUAAAAAUUACUAUAGAGAAUUCCACAGACGAAAUUCGGUUCCAUUGGUAAAUGACGGUACAUUAAAUGAACCCUUCAAAGAUGUAGACGAAGAAGAUGAUAUUUUCUUACGACAAGCAUUAUAUCGUUCAAAUUCUGUAUCGAGAAUAAGUAAUUUGGCUGAAGAUUGGUCUUUACCCUUUGAUCCAUCCAUAGUCAAAAUAGCAAGGAAUUUAAAAAAGAUUGAUGUGUCCUUGGAAAGACAACAGAGAAUGGAAGAUAUGAGAUCCAGUAAGUUUAACUAUAAUUCUGAAAAAAAUGAUAUUAUUCAAGAGGAAAUCAAAUUUGGCAAAUUUAAACAAAUGCUGCAGGAAAAUUAUGAUAAGUAUGCACAAACUUCAACCGACUUCGAUCGAGAGUCGAAAUUCGUCGAAAAUCAGCAGCAGGUCUUGCUGACUGAAAUGAAAGAAAUCAAUUCAUUGUCAUCGAAAUUGCGGUAUGACGUCAGGAUUCUUGAAUUCAGAAUGAGAGACGUUGAGAACAGUGUUACGCAAUUUGAUUUAAAACUGAAAAACCUUAAGAAGACUUUCAGAAUUCAAGAUGUUGAAGUAUCGAACGCUUUAGAUGCUGUUUCGGACAAUGACCAAUUCGAAAAAUGCUUGACUAGUUUAACAAAUUCAAACAGCGGUUGUUAUGCAAGUUUUUAUCUCAGAAUGGCUAGUAGAAACUUUUUCACUGAUUUGAAAAACGACAUUUUGGCUUGGGCAAACUACAUUUUCAAGAGUUUCCGUAACCAUAAACCAGAUGAGAUGCCAAGUUAUUGA
This is a messenger RNA of Kazachstania africana CBS 2517, 2394 nucleotides long. It is a transcript of the gene STB2, whose product is annotated as Stb2p. The coding region runs from base 1 to 2394 and encodes 797 amino acids. Gene Ontology annotation, cellular component: Sin3-type complex. The record is from RefSeq and is a predicted model, not a curated record. NCBI's taxonomy places the organism in Eukaryota, Fungi, Ascomycota, Saccharomycetes, Saccharomycetales, Saccharomycetaceae. The transcript has a single exon.